Messenger RNA from Auxenochlorella protothecoides, 645 nucleotides. RefSeq names its product 50S ribosomal protein L25. Gene Ontology annotation, cellular component: cytosolic large ribosomal subunit. Bases 1 to 645 code for a protein of 214 amino acids. Lineage: Eukaryota; Viridiplantae; Chlorophyta; Trebouxiophyceae; Chlorellales; Chlorellaceae. Gene Ontology annotation, biological process: translation. The transcript is spliced from 7 exons. The record is from RefSeq and is a predicted model, not a curated record. Gene Ontology annotation, molecular function: 5S rRNA binding.
AUGCUCGAUAUCAGGGAGUACAGGGUGCCAGUCAGUCUGACGCAGCUGAAGGCUUUCCUGCGUGAGGAUUCUGGAAAGAAGAUCAGCAAAACCAUCCGCAAGGUGGAGUUCGUGUGCCUCUGCAACGCAGGGGGAAGAGUGCCCGGGGUCGUGUUUUCCCUGCCACAAGAGCAAGAGCUCCUGGUAUCAUUUGCCGCCAAGGACAUCGAGACACAGCUGCUGCGUCUGGGCCGGACGGGGUGGGGCUGCCACAUCUUUGACGUGGCAGUGAUGAAUGGCGAUGGCAAGAAGAUGACACACUACCCAGCAGUGGGCCGGCAAGUCCACAUUACAGCCGACACGGAUGUGGUGGAGAAUGUCACCCUCAUCCACUGUCCUCCGGAUCGGCAUGUGAAGGUCGCAGUACCCAUCCAGAUCUUUGGGGAGGAGGUCUGCCCGGGGCUGAAGGCGGGGGGGCGCAUCAACCAUAUCUCGAGGAAGGUCCGAGUGCUGGCGCGGGGCGACUCCAUCCCGGAAAGCUUUGAGCUGAAUGUCAGCGCCUUGAAUGUGGGGGACAAGCUGCACUUCUCCGAUCUUGUCAUCCCGGAGAACGUCAAGCUGCUCGAGGAUGUGGCUGCCCCCGCCCUCAAGAUCAUGAGGAAGUAG